UUUGAUAAUCCACAUUGGCGGGCACAAAAACUUGUGGGUGAAAUCUUGGAUCUAUUCUGGGUAGACAAAGAGGAAUUAUGCUUACUAGGCGCGUUGGAGAAAAACGUGGAACCUAUGUACUUGUCAGAAAAUGACUUACUGAACAAUGUUAAUGAUAAAAUAGGAUUCAAAAUUAUUCUUACAAAACAUGGUGAAAUUCGAUUGUCAUAUAAAAAAGAAAACUCAUUUUUAUAUUAUAUUGAAGGCGGACUUGAAAUACAAUUAAGCAAAUUAAGCAUAGCUAUAGACUUUACAGCAAUCAAAUUAUACAUUUUGGUAGAAAUUUCUAGAGCUAUUGAUAUUUAUAAAUAUAGUUUGCAAAAUGUUAAUUUAUCAGGCCCUACAAAUUUCUCCCCAAUCGACGAUUACGAUGUAAUUUCAGAUUUAACCAAUACAAUAGAAGCUAUUAUGAAUACUAUUUAUCCUCUUAGUUCCAUGUUUCUUGUUUUGUCUUGA
Dentiscutata erythropus is the source of this 495-nucleotide messenger RNA. Lineage: Eukaryota; Fungi; Glomeromycota; Glomeromycetes; Diversisporales; Gigasporaceae. The record is from the annotation of a GenBank genome assembly.